AUGGGGAAGGGGACAUUGCCGUCACCGAUAGUGACAGGGAAGGGGAAAUGCCCUGUGAUGCAAAAGAAGAGGCCUCUUGCUCUGAGAGUGACGCAGAGGAAGUGCCAGACGCUGUGAUCCCUGCUGCUCCCAAGAAAAUCACUUCCAUUUCCUCUCCCCUGCGCGCCUUCGUCCGCCUGCGCCGGCGCUACCAGGGCCUGAAGAAAAGCCGGCUGCACUUGGAGCUGCCUCGGGAAAAGUCUGCAGAGUUUGUCCACACCAGGCUGCUCCAGAGGCAGCUGUCCCUGAGCAGAACUUCCCUGUACAACCCUUCCAUGGCCUUCUUUAAUCAGUCUGGCUUUGAGAGCUCCCAGUACUUCACCUUUGACACGUCUGUGGAACAUUACUCGGUGAAAAAGUGCAGGCGGAAAAAGAGCCGGAGGAAAUCCAGGAUGGUUCUCUACCCAGAUAAAACCAAAAAAUACCUCCCAGCAGAGGAGAAGAGCAAGGCAAAGCGCUGCCUCCUCUUGCUCAUUGCCAUUAUGUUCUUCCAGAUUCUCAAUGCAAUAGAGAACCUGGAUGAUAACCUCCAAAAAUACGACCUGGACGGUUUGGAGAAAACCAUGCACCGGGAAGUGUUUGGGCAGAAGGUCGCUGUGGAAAGUAUUGUGGAAUUACUGAAGGACUAUCUGGCCACCCAUGUCCACAACAAGCCUCUGGUGAUCUCUCUGAAUGGCCCCACGGGGGUUGGCAAGAGCCACGUUGGCUGGGUGCUGGCCAAGCACUUCCGCUCGGUCAUGGACAAUGACUUUGUGCUGCAGUACUUUGUGAUGCACCACUGCCCCAGCGGGGUGGCUCCCCUCACCUGUGCAAUAGAUCUGUCCAAGAAGAUUGCUGACAUGGUUACCAGAGCUGAAAUAGAGGAAAAGACCCCGCUGUUUAUUCUGGAUGAGGUGGAGCUCAUGUCCCCCGUCCUGCUGGACACUCUCAGCCGAUUCUUUGAACCCAAUCAAACCAACGAGUUCCUCAAUGCCAUCUACAUUUUAAUCAGCAACCUGGGAGGUGAUGAAAUCACAAAGUUCAUUACCCAGAAUGCAUCCACUGAGCUCCUGCACCAGCAAAGGGGAGCUGAAGAGCUGCUGAGCAUCAUCCAGCCAGUGCUGGCCAGGGUGCACCCUCUGUGGAAGGCUGCAGACAUCAUCCCCUUCAUCCUCCUGGAGAAGGCUCACGUCAUAAACUGCUUCCUGGAGCAGAUGAGGAGGGAGGGGCUCUAUCCCGACCAGAAACACAUUGAAAAUUUGGCAAAUCAGCUCAGUUACUACACUACAGGGGACAAGCAGUACUCCAGCAUGGGCUGCAAGCAGGUUGUGGCCAAAGUCAACCUCCUGUAGGGAUUUACUGCAGAGACCAAGCCCUGCUCUGCAGAGUUCUGUGCCCAUGAGGGGUGUGUCCCACCAGGCUGGGCUCAAGGUGUCCUUUCUCAGCCCUGGUCCACGGGCAGCCUGGACAAGCUGGUCCCUGUUCUCCAGCAGAAACUUCACUUUUUCCUGAUGUUCUGUGGAAAAGGAAGGGCAAAGAAGCUGGAGCGACCUCCCAGUCAGUGCAAGACUCUUUGUUCCUCAUCCUCAUUUGGGAUUCUUGUCAUUAAGGAGUUUUGAGGUGGCAUCAAAAGCUGCAGGACAUAAAUAGGGUGGAACAAUCCCUGGGUCACUGCCCCUGCAGAAUUUGUCACCUCAUGUGUCUCAGUCUCUCCAGGCUCACAGCUCCUUGCUUCCCUUGCUCCUGGCUGGGGUGUGCAGGGCAGGGGCAGGGCUGGAGCCCUGGCCUGGGACAGUUUGUGGCUCCUGCCCCCAGAUGUGCAGGCUGCCCUCCCCAGCUCCUACGUGACCACAUCCUCAGAACACUUCUUGGACCUGUUCCUGAGCUGUUGCUCUUCUGAGCUCAUCCCUGAGCUCACCUUUGGCACCUGCAGUGAGAUUUCUGCCCUGCAGGUGUGUUGGGGCUCGCCUCAAAGGCUGCUCAGCUGUGCCAGAUGGUGCAGAAAUAACUCUGGAUUGUUUCAGGUCUGCUGGUGACACCUCAUCCUCAGAGCUCUUCUGCUUUUUGCCUCUGGGGACACUGUGGGCAGGCGUUGUCUAGAAAGCCCAAAGCAGCAAUGGAUGGAUAUUGAGCAACACACACUGGAAAAGACAGUUUGGGCUGAUGGAGUGGGGAUCAGGGCUUGUUCCCAGUCCUGAGAGGCCAAGAAGAGGCUUUGCCAUUGAGCCCCAGGUGAGAUGUGGCCUGGGAGCAGCUUGGGAAGAGCACACAGCCAUGUAUUGAGCAAAACUGAGCAGGUAUUUAUGGCAUUGUUUUCUCAGGUUGUGGUUUUGUACAAGAUUUCUACAGCUUGCUGUGAAUUCCCAGACAAGAACCCCUGUGGAUGUUUGCACUGGGGUUUUGAUUCACCUCUCUGUAAUUGUUGGUCUCCAAAGACUCUGUCACAUACUCCAGCUUCCAGAGCUAUUGUCAGGAAUAAACCCAAACUAUCCUGAAUAAAAUAAUUGAAAAUACA
This is a messenger RNA of Zonotrichia albicollis (white-throated sparrow), 2533 nucleotides long. The record is from RefSeq and is a predicted model, not a curated record. Lineage: Eukaryota; Metazoa; Chordata; Aves; Passeriformes; Passerellidae.